GGACGACCGAGCGGGUAUGCCUGGUGCAAGGCACAGCCGAAGCCCUCAAUGCCGUCCACAACUUCAUUGCCGAGAAAGUCCGAGAAAUCCCCCAGUCAGUGGUGAAACCCGAGUCCGUCAAUAUCCUGCAGCCACAGACCACCAUGAACCCCGAUCGAGCCAAGCAGGCUAAGGUGAUUGUCCCAAACAGCACAGCUGGGCUGAUCAUCGGCAAAGGCGGCGCCACCGUCAAAGCUAUCAUGGAGCAGUCCGGCGCUUGGGUGCAGCUGAGCCAGAAACCCGAAGGCAUCAACCUCCAGGAACGCGUGGUGACCAUCAGUGGUGAACCCGAACAGAUCCACAAGGCCGUCGACAUCAUCGUCCAGAAGAUCCAGGAGGAUCCGCAGAGCAGCAGCUGCCUCAACAUCAGCUACGCCAACAUUACUGGCCCGGUGGCCAACUCAAACCCAACCGGAUCUCCCUAUGCCAACUCUACAGACGUUCUACCAGCGGCUGCUGCGGCCGCCACCGCUUCAGGCUUGUUGGGCCACACCAGCCUGGCCGGGGUUGGCGCCUUCCCGGCUGCCCUGCCAGGUUUUUCCGGCAGCGACCUCUUGGCCAUCAGCACAGCGCUCAACACCUUAGCGAGUUACGGAUACAACACCAAUUCUUUGGGGCUCGGCCUCAAUUCAGCCGCCGCUUCCGGGGUCCUGGCCGCGGUGGCCGCCGGAGCCAACCCAGCAGCCGCGGCCGCUGCUAACCUCUUAGCUUCGUACGCCAACGAAGCUUCUACGAGUACCACGGCCCCAGCCGGUGCAGUUGGCGCCUUCACCUUGGGCUCUUUAGCAGCGGCCACCGGGGCGGCCAACGGCUACUUAGGGACCGCCUCCCCAUUGGUGGCCAGCUCCUUCCUAGCCACUGAGAAGCUAGUGGAAAGCGCUAAAGAUAUGGUGGAGAUCGCGGUGCCGGAAAACCUAGUCGGUGCCAUUUUGGGCAAAGGCGGGAAGACGUUGGUCGAGUAUCAGGAGCUGACGGGGGCCCGCAUCCAGAUUUCCAAAAAGGGGGAAUUUAUUCCAGGUACCAGGAACCGUAAAGUCACCAUCACCGGCACGCCAGCCGCCACCCAAGCCGCGCAAUAUCUCAUCAGCCAGCGAGUAACGUACGAGCAAGGAGUCCGGGCCACCAACCCACAGAAAGUGGGAUAGGAGGAGGCCAAAGCGAAGGCUUGGGGAGGGGAGGAAUCGGUUCAAUCAGCCCUUUAAUCGUGAAAAGUGGUAACCGCCAUGACCCCGGCCCCUGCCCAGUGCCCAUCCUCUCUGCCAUACACAAACACACAUACAGACACACAGACACACAGAUACACAGAGCCCCCUCCGUUUGGGAUGCAGCCCAUCAUAUUCUGCCGGACGUUUAUUUCACCAACGGUGUGGCCUGAAUGUGUAUAUAUUUCUCUCUCUCUCUCGGUCUCUCUACCUAUCUAUAUAUAUAUAUACUUGGCGACGU
Molecule: messenger RNA, 1482 nt
Organism: Thamnophis sirtalis
Lineage: Eukaryota; Metazoa; Chordata; Lepidosauria; Squamata; Natricidae
Source: RefSeq, a predicted model, not a curated record